Suricata suricatta (meerkat) is the source of this 2092-nucleotide messenger RNA. It is a transcript of the gene LRRC36, whose product is annotated as leucine rich repeat containing 36. Lineage: Eukaryota; Metazoa; Chordata; Mammalia; Carnivora; Herpestidae. The record is from RefSeq and is a predicted model, not a curated record. The transcript is spliced from 11 exons. The coding region runs from base 38 to 1975 and encodes 645 amino acids.
UUUUCUGACUUACUACUGUUUACUCCAAAAAAGAAACAUGCUCAGACCACGGUUUUUGCCUCCAGAUGAUCGAGCUGUGCGAGCAAGUGAGAGAAAAGCUGCCAAGCUGCAUUUUAGUCAGUUGGGCAACAGUGAAAAUUUUCUUUUAGAGGUGGAAAAAAGCUCUAGGGAGAAGACAAUGAAAAACUGUGUGACAGAUGAGAACUCUGCAUCAAAAAUCAAUGCUGAUAUUGAUAACAGAAUUGAAACUGACUCAAACAAAGGACUUUUUAUUCCCUUCCCUAACCGGGAAAUAAAGGAUUCCCUAACAAGUACUUCUGCAACCCAGGGCAAUGGAAUACCAGAUCAGAAAUUGGACACUUUCCCACUGGGGACACAGGAAGUGGCAAGAGGGGAGAUCCCAAGUGACAGUCACCAAGAAAAUGAAUUCAGACGCUACUCUCCUCAUCAAUCCACAGUUCGAUCCCCAGAGAAGACGACUAGAGAAGGGUACCGACUAUCUUUUUUGAACAAUAAGUCUUCAGGUUCUUCUCCAGAAAAGGACUUGAUACUAAAACCUGAGACUUACCAGCUUACGCAUGAUGUCUCACUGGGUAAACGCCUAGAUGUGGGUGAUUCUAGCCAGAUCCAUCCCUAUCAGUUACCUUCAGAUGUUGGUCUAGAAAGUUAUGAUAGUCAUUAUUCUCAAAAUUUAUUCGUGCACGGAAGUCCUGGCAAAAGGCCACAGAGAAGCAAGAACUACCGAGAAUAUAACAUAAAGCCUUCAAAUGACAUGAAGGCCACCACAUCCCAUUCCUGUGGAGACUUACUGACUUCUCUGUCAAACCCUGACUUCAGCACCGGAAGGCUUUUGAAGCUUAGUUCAGAUCUCUAUGCCACAACCCACUUCAACAGUGACCCUGCUUUGCCGGUCAAUGUAGAACAACAAUCAUCUGCCAGUCUCAGUGAUUUAACACCAGCACAUGGUUCUUUCCCAAAUAACUCCGCCCUGGGAGACCCUCUACGGACACUGCUGUUGCCUACUGGGACCUCAGAAAACAGAGAGACUUUGACCAAGGGGUCAUUAAGCCCAUCAAGGAGAGGAUUCAAACAGAAGGACAAUAUCCUUGCCACCCUGAAUCCAAAGAUUGGUUUCCGAGAUGCUGCCGGCAGCAAGCCUCUCUCUAGUGACCUGGGCAGUUUGCAUGGUUUACCAGGAAACCACAGUCCCCCAGUUUCUGCCAGAACCUCCCAUGUGGCCACUGUCCUCAGACAGCUCUUGGAGCUUGUGGAUAAGCACUGGAAUGGCUCUGGCUCCCUCCUCCUUAACAAGAAGUUCCUUGUUUUUAAGAUUGGCCUGUGUGCCCAACCUGAAUUUUUGGCAGGUCCUGCCCGAGAUUUACUUCUGACUUUGGUAGUCCCUGCUCCUUCCCAGCAGUGGUGUCACUCACAUCCUGAAGACACAUCAAAAACCUUCCACAGGAGAGAGAUGGAAUUGAAGGAGGCUGGGCAGGUGGUCCCUAAUGACAUGGAAAGUUUGAAGCAAAAACUGGUCAGAGUGCUAGAGGAAAACCUCAUUUUGUCAGAAAAAAUCCAGCAGUUGGAGGAAGGUGCUGCCACCUUGACUGUGAGUGGACAUCAGUCCCAUAUUUAUGAUGAUCUUCUGCACAAAAACCAACAGCUGACCCUGCAGGUUGCUUGCCUAAACCAGGAGCUUGCCCAGUUGAAAAAGCUGGAGGAGACAGUGGCCCUUCUCCAUGAAAGUCAAAGAUCCCUGGUGGUAACUAAUGAGUAUCUGCUGCAGCAGCUGAAUAAAGAGCAAAAAGGUUAUUCUGGGAAAGCACUCCUGCCUCCUGAGAAGAGUCAUCAUUUGGGAAGAUCGUCACCCUUUGGGAAAAGCACGCUGUCUUCCUCCUCACCAGUGGCACAUGACACGGGUCAGUAUCUAAUACAGAGUGUUUCAGACUCUGUUCCAGAGCCUAGUUUAUGGAGCUAGUACUAAACACCUUCUCUGUGGCUUCUCUCUCAGCCCCAGGGGGGCUCUUGGUGUUAUAGCCACUAGUAUGGUGAUAUUUAUCCACAAGAUUAAGAGAAAAAUCUUAUUCUGAUCACA